CGAAAUUCGAUGCUGUGUGUAAGAUAGCUUUUCCCUACCAGUGUUGCCACAUGGAACAUAGAAAUGAGUAAUAAAUUAUGUACAGUUUAGACAAUCAGAAACAUUUUCUUUUGCAUAGUCCAAAUUAUUUGUUAUAUUUAGUGUCCAAUGAGUGCCCCGAACAAAGAAAUCGUCAAAGGGAGUUUGACAGCACAGCAAAUUAGACAAAAACACCAAUAUGUACGCCUGAUAAUGUUAUUAAGAAGAAGAGUCUAUUUCCCAAGGAAGACGAAAAGUGAUUACUCCCUGACCCGCAUCAAUUUCAAUUCCACUGAUGCUUCCAUGGCCGAUUCGCUGCCCACCGGGGCGACUGCAACUCGCCUACCUGCCGGAGCAACUUGCAGCUGUCGUUCCAUUUCGGGACGCCCGAAACCCGCUGCCAUCGCCUCGGAAUCAACCCAAACCAUAGCUUCCACCGAGGACAUGGGCACUCAAACCGUCUUCCAAACGGAUCCCAAUGAGGAUUUCGAUUGUGGCCAAGAUGCAUCCACCCAAUCGAUGCUUAAUAUGCAUGAUGUAGAGACUCAAUCGAUUCCAGUAUCGUCCAAAAACCUUAACAGCAUACAAACGCAAACGGACUAUGAAGAACCAAAAACUGUCCGUUUUCCGUUGAAAAAAUAUUCGAAGACUGAGCAUGAAGAAAAAAGACCUAGAAAAUCGAAUACUUCAUUGCGCAAAUGUUUUUUCAAGCGCCCAUUAAUCGUAGUCAAAGGCGGCGCUCUUAUAUCUUCCGAUUUUACAGCCAAUAUCCAUCAAAGUAGAAUGGAGAACGUAUCUGUCACUACCAGAAAAGAAGAUAAAGAAACACAAUAUGAAAACCAUUUUGGGACACAAUCAAAUAGUUCAGACGAUCAGCCUUCAGAUCCUUCAACGUGUUCAAAAAUCCUCGAUAGAGUUCAGAAACUGGAAGCCAUAAUGAAGAGACAGGAGCUUUUUCUAAGGGAUCUACAGGGCUCUGUGAAAUCGUGGAAGGUCCAGGAAUGCAAACCCUCUGAUUGUAGGAUCAUAUUUCAAGGUAAACCGGAAGCAUGUGAAUUGCCAAAAAAACUAGAAACAUCUGAUCAGGCAUCACAGAUAAACGAUAUACACGAGGAACGCAAAUUGCCAAUAAAACCGGAAGGUUUUAACCAGUCAUCCCAGAAAAAAUAUACAGCUCGUUCCGAGGAACAAAAGUUGCCAAUACAACCUGAACCUUUUAACCAGUCAUCCCAGAAGAAAUAUACAGCUCGUUCCGAGGAACAAAAGUUGCCAAUAAAACCUGAACCUUUUAACCAGUCAUCCCAGAAAAUAUAUACAGCUCGUUCCGAGGAGCGAAAAUUGCCAAGAAAACCUGAAAAUGUUGAUCAGGCUACACAAAAAAAAGAUACAGCUAAUUGCGAGUGCAAAACGCUAUCCAAAGAAUUUAUUCAAAUAUUUUUGAAGCCUGAAACUGCUCAAGAAAAGCAGAAAUCAAAUAAUUCUCAACGCACCACAGAUACCCCAAUAAACUCGGAAAACUCAACUGGUCUACAAUGCAGUAGAGAAUGUAAUGGAAGUUCUAGCAAAGACAAUCGGAGAUGUUGUAAGGCGAAUGGAUAUGAAAUGCAUCUGAAAGGUGACCAAUUCCCAACUGCUAAACAAUGCUUAAAAGAUACCGAAAAUUUUCUAGAACAAUUUAAUCGGGUUUUUGCUAAAACAAAAAGCGAAGAAACACUUUCCGACAAGUCUAGAAAUACUUCAGCUUUCUCUGCAAAUCCCACGAAACAAAAUGAUACUGAACAUGGGGUUGAAAACUUACUGGGUGAAAUUGUUAAAAAACCCAAAUCAAAGGUUUCCUCCACAUCUUGCUUGGAGGCAAAGAGUUCCGAACAAUCCAAUAAAAGUGUAGAGAAGGAAUUAUACAAAUCCUUUAUUGAACAGCUUAUUAGUCAUUUCACAAAAUCCAAGUCGUGUGAAAAUAAUCAGGCGCAGAAUGCCCAAUCAGAGUCCUACUCAUUCGAUCGCUUACUGCCGGAAUUCGUAAAAAUGUUUACGAGAUCCAACAGCCUCGAGGAGGACAGACCCAAAAAAGUGAGCAUAUCAGAGAAGAAAACCAUUUUGGGUGCCAAUCCGAUGACCAGCUUCAAUUGUUCGAAAACUCCUCAUAAUAUUAAAUCCACUGCACUGAAAUCGGAACUUAAGACGUCGGAUAUGGAAUUGGAUGCGAACGGACGUAGGGGUUCCUGUCAACUAGAAGGAGAAUCUAAACCAAGUGCAAUUUUUAGGAACACCCAGCGGAUGAAUAACCCGCCACGUGGUUGUCAAUACUGUGGCGAUGGCAGUCUGCCCAUUCUGGAUUCCUUGAUGGAUGAAAUAUUUCGGCUAAUUGGGCAGCGGCCCUUCGAUGACGUGGUCCUUACCAUACUGCGUCAAGAGGAUAAUGUCUACCACAUCAAGGUGCGUGAGAUGGCAACCGGCAAGGACCUAGGCUGCAUUCUGGGAAGUGGGAGGGCCAUCAACCAAGCUAUCGGGAUAGGAUUAUUCGAGGACAUUCCCACGUUCUGUGAGCUGGACAAAAACAGGCAGUACGAUCCCAGGGACUGUCCACUGGACGAACUUUGCCGUCGGCAGUGCGGCGGUGAGAUUGCACCAGAUGGAAGUGCCGACAAGGAAAGGGUCGUCGAAUUUUGCACUCGUGUGCUCGGUCUGCCCGCUGGACAAGCGUCCCGCUUCUUCUCCGUGACCAAUGCCCUCAAAAUGGGAAAUCGAGAACUAACUGGCCGAGGAGCGGUCACUAGUAGCUUGGUUGACAAUUUUUCUUCUAAGGAUUUGAGCGAUGUGGCCAAGACAUCCAGUUUAUUCCUACGCAUUAUUUCUGGCCAGUGUAAUGACGUUCAAGAUGAUGAAUAGGAUUCAUCAUAUGGGUUCGAUAGCCAUAAUGCACUUUAGCUUUCAUACCAUUUAAAUUUCCCUUAAGACUUUGUAACAACAUUUUUCUAGAAUUUUUUUUUAUGAAAAUAUAUUGUCUUAUUUUAUU
Messenger RNA from Drosophila melanogaster (fruit fly), 3034 nucleotides. RefSeq lists its product as uncharacterized. The transcript has 3 exons. The record is from RefSeq and is marked reviewed. Bases 148 to 2907 code for a protein of 919 amino acids. NCBI's taxonomy places the organism in Eukaryota, Metazoa, Arthropoda, Insecta, Diptera, Drosophilidae.